UUUAAAAUGGAGAGAAUAGAUAUGAACCAUUCAGGCAACUACAGCUGUGGGUUUUCAGAAGAACAGUUGGAAAUAACCAAAGUGACAGGAUAUGGUCUUAAUAACAUCUUCAUAAAUGUGAUUGAAUCUUUUAUUUAUACACAGAUACAUUUGCUUAAGCCUGAGGUGCCAGUGGGAAGUGAUGCUGAGUUUAAAUGUUCAGCAUCCAAUCCUUUACACAAAAACCAGUCCGAGAACAUGAUUUUGGUUUAUCUCAUCAAAAAUGGAAAGCCUGUUAAAGUUAAUAUUUGGGACACAGAGAAGAUGAUUACAACAUUCACCCUCAGAGAGGUCCGGACUGAAGAUGCUGGGACAUACAGUUGUGUUGUAUUGUUAAACAUACUCCCUUACCAUGGAAUGACACUUCAUCAAAAUAUUAAAGUCAAUCUUAAGAUUACUGCGACAUCUAAUAGCAGCAUUGACAAAGUCAUAAUUGUCAUAAUGUGCGCUAUCAUAGUGUUGCUCCUCAGUCUGUUUCUGGGAAUCUGGGCACUGAUCCGAAAACGAGGAUGUCUUGGAAUCCACAACGAAAGAUCCUCGAAAAACGAGACAGAGCUCAGAGGAACAGAAAUGUUCUAUGAAGAAAUUGACACACCUUACACAUCUGGUACUGGUGACAUACAACCUGUUGUCUGGACUGCCUCAGAGUGUGAUGAAAGUUCUUCUGAAAGUGAUGGAGAGUAUAAUGAUGUGGGAUGUGCAGUAUAGCACCUGCAAGCAUUACAGUAUGAUUAAAUUAUACUGUUGCAACUUUG
Cyprinus carpio (common carp) is the source of this 794-nucleotide messenger RNA. RefSeq lists its product as uncharacterized. Bases 7 to 747 code for a protein of 246 amino acids. The record is from RefSeq and is a predicted model, not a curated record. Lineage: Eukaryota; Metazoa; Chordata; Actinopteri; Cypriniformes; Cyprinidae. The transcript is spliced from 8 exons.